AUGGCUAAGAGGGAUGACUACAUGGACAGCUCUUGCAGCUGCUCUAAUGGAACCCCUAAAAGGUUGCUGCAGGAUUGUAGCAGUUAUGCCCAGGCGCAUGCUAAGAAGAAAGUUCGCAUUAGCACAAGAACUGAGUACACAUACGCACCGUAUCAUGAUGGCUACCAGUGGAGAAAAUAUGGACAAAAGAUGAUCCGGGGCAAUACCUACCCAAGGUGCUACUAUAGGUGUACAUACCGUCAGGAUCGUGGCUGCCCAGCAACCAAGCAUGUGGAGCAAACCAAUUCCCAGGAUCCACCAUUGUUCCGGGUAAUCUACACAAAUGAGCACACAUGUUGCAGCACCCAUGUCUCGGAUUACAUGGCUUCAUCUAUACACAUCCAGCAGAUCGCCGAUGCUUCUUUGAGAAAGGUAGAGGUGAAAAUACCUAGCCUGACCCACUGUUUUGAUGGCCACGGAUUGAUAAAAGAAGAGAAUGAUGCCAUCAUCUCCUCCUUGCUCACGGCCAUCAGUGAUUGUGAUGUUGCAACAUCAGAUGGUGGGCACGCAGCCGUUCAAGAGGACACACCUGCUCGGAUGUCCAGAAGCAGCAAUGAGGCUAGCCCUUCGAUUUCACCUGUACUGUUGCCGGCAUCCGAUAACCUGAAAACAGAUUUCAUUGAGCAACUGGAGCCUCAAUGGUUCGAGCCUUUGGAUUUGGGUUGGUUCAUAGAAUAA
Molecule: messenger RNA, 717 nt
Organism: Miscanthus lutarioriparius
Lineage: Eukaryota; Viridiplantae; Streptophyta; Magnoliopsida; Poales; Poaceae
Source: the annotation of a GenBank genome assembly